This is a messenger RNA of Dufourea novaeangliae, 545 nucleotides long. RefSeq lists its product as uncharacterized. The transcript is spliced from 3 exons. Lineage: Eukaryota; Metazoa; Arthropoda; Insecta; Hymenoptera; Halictidae. Bases 1 to 495 code for a protein of 164 amino acids. The record is from RefSeq and is a predicted model, not a curated record.
AUGACGGGAGUCGGUCAUACCAGAAAGAAAUAUGGAUACGUGUUUAACAACAUGGUGAUAGUGCCGACGCCCGGCUCCAUAUGGGACUAUCCGUAUCUGAACCAGGUCACCAGCAUGAUGGGCUUGGUUUACGGGACAGGACCAGAACCCGAACAAGACUUUUUCCCUCCCAAGACACGGAUUCCAGACACGCACAUGGAGAGUCCGUCGAGGUACGAUCUGACGAAGUCUGAGGCGAGAAGCUUGGAUGAGACCGAGCUGGGCGAGGUGAAAACGACGCUGCCGACGAGCAACGUGGCGACAUCGACACAGUCGUCGCAGCCUGGCAGCAUCCCGUGCAGAAACGGCGGUUGCAAGAGCUGGGCGACACGAACGGAGUCGCGAUUAGAGAGUCCCUGGCAUUUCUUGAAAACCGUCUUCUUGGUCUCGGUGAUCGUCGCUCUGGUCCUCUGGGUGAUCGUCUACACGUUCCUCGCGCAGUAUCGAGUCUUGUGAAGAAGAGAAACAACACCACGGGGACAGACCUAACAGCUGGAGGGUCCUUU